Tachysurus vachellii is the source of this 3076-nucleotide messenger RNA. It is a transcript of the gene tfcp2, whose product is annotated as transcription factor CP2. Gene Ontology annotation, molecular function: DNA-binding transcription activator activity, RNA polymerase II-specific; RNA polymerase II cis-regulatory region sequence-specific DNA binding. The transcript has 16 exons. Lineage: Eukaryota; Metazoa; Chordata; Actinopteri; Siluriformes; Bagridae. Gene Ontology annotation, biological process: regulation of transcription by RNA polymerase II. Bases 396 to 1883 code for a protein of 495 amino acids. Gene Ontology annotation, cellular component: nucleus. The record is from RefSeq and is a predicted model, not a curated record.
ACGAUUACGGUUAUUACUGCUCUCGCUUUAGUGAACUGAAGGAAUAAACAAACAUGGCUCUCUUGUAAUUUUCUUUUAGUCAAUUCUUUAGAUUUCGUAAUUUUUUGUUCUGAUAAAUCACUCUUCGUUACAUUUACUGGCCACCAGGACCUCUUUGAUAUAACUUACGGUAACAGUUUUCUCUCUAGACCGCAGCUGGUUGUUUGAUUGCGAAGAGAACAUAUUUAAAUAUACCGUAAAAGGCGUCCCGAAGGAUCGCAAUUAACUUAUUUUUUUAUUGAGCCAAAUGACAUGCGCGUCACGCAAGUGCGUGUGAUUCUGCACACAACUGGAAACAAUUCUAGGCCACUUGUGUUCAUCGUGAUCAAUACGAGCUGAAGAAGCUCCUCUUCGUGAUGGCCUGGGCUCUUAAACUGCCGCUCGCCGACGAGGUGAUCGAGUCCGGCUUGGUGCAGGAUUUCGACGCCAGUCUGUCUGGAAUUGGGCAGGAGCUUGGAGCUGGAGCCUACAGUAUGAGUGAUGUGCUGGCACUGCCCAUCUUUAAGCAGGAAGAGUCCAAUCUGCCACCUGAUAAUGACAACAAGAUCCUUCCCUUUCAAUAUGUUCUUUGUGCUGCCACAUCACCAGCUGUCAAACUACACGAUGAGACACUCACUUAUCUCAACCAAGGGCAGUCUUAUGAAAUUCGAAUGCUGGACAAUCGGAAAAUGGGUGAGCUUCCGGAGAUCACAGGCAAAAUGGUGAAGAGCAUCAUUCGUGUGGUUUUCCAUGAUCGGCGACUGCAGUACACUGAGCACCAGCAGUUGGAGGGCUGGCGCUGGAACAGACCAGGCGACCGGAUCCUUGACCUAGAUAUUCCUAUGUCUGUUGGCAUCGUGGAUCCUAGAGCAAACCCCACACAGCUUAACACAGUUGAGUUCUUAUGGGAUCCAUCAAAGCGGACUUCAGUGUUCAUCCAGGUUCAUUGCAUCAGCACCGAGUUUACAAUGCGCAAGCAUGGUGGUGAGAAGGGAGUGCCUUUUCGCGUCCAAAUUGAUACAUUUAAAGAGAAUGAAGCAGGAGACUACACAGAACAUCUGCACUCAGCAAGCUGCCAAAUCAAAGUCUUCAAGCCCAAAGGCGCUGAUAGAAAGCAGAAGACUGACAGAGAAAAGAUGGAGAAGAGGGCACCACAAGAAAAGGAGAAAUACCAGCCAUCAUAUGAAACCACCAUCCUUACUGAGUGCUCACCAUGGCCUGAGGCUACAUAUGUCAACAACUCUCCAUCACCAGGCUUCAGCAGCACCCACAACAGCUUCUCUACUGAAGGGAAUGGCUCGCCGAAUCACCAGCCAGAGCCAGUGGCACAGGUAGCAGAUAAUCUGGUGCCCACAGCAACUCCGCAAGAAGCACAGCAAUGGCUCCAUAGAAACCGCUUUUCACCAUUCAGUCGUCUCUUCACAAACUUCUCAGGGGCAGAUCUGCUGAAAUUAACUAGAGAGGAUGUCAUUCAGAUCUGUGGCCCAGCUGAUGGCAUACGACUGUUCAACUCACUAAAAGGAAGGGUGGUUCGCCCAAGACUCACUAUCUAUGUGUGUCAGGAGUCUCAGCAGGUCCGAGACCAACAACAAAAACAUGAGAAUGGAGAUGGUGCUAGCAAUACAUUUUUUGUGUACCAUGCUAUUUACCUGGAGGACUUAACAGCCAUUGAGCUGACUGAGAAAUUAGCUCAGCUUUUCAACAUCUCUCCACGCCAGAUCAGUCAGAUCUUCAAACAGGGACCCACAGGCAUUCAUGUGCUUGUCAGCGAUGAGAUGAUUCAGAACUUUCAGGACGAAAUGUGUUUUGUGUUGGACACAAUGAAAGCUGAGACUAACGAUGGCUAUCACAUCAUCUUGAAGUGAGAAUGCAAAAUCGGCUGAAGAGAGUUUAUACCCAUUUUCCAGCAGAUUAAUCUUGCUCAAUAUGCUUCCCAACAGACCCUGCCUUUACUCUUUCUGGAUGUUAUGAUUACAAUUGUUUUUUACAAUUGUAUUGCUCAGGCAAUAGAGGCCACUGUGGUUAUGUGUGAAUGCAUAUGGCCUGUUCUGAUACUUUACUAUCUUACUCUCCACAGAGUGUCUGUACUGCCAGUACCGUCAGACAGAUGAUUUUAUUAUGUUGCAUUUUAAUGCUUUACUUAGACUUAAAAUAUUUUCUUUGUUGUCUAUGCAUCAAAGUAUAAAGUUGUAAGCACUGGUGUGCCAGAGUCAGCUACCUGAGAAUGACUGAAUGCGCUGUUGUAGAAUUAGCAUAAAGUCUUUUUGUAUCCUGUGCCUAUAUCGCACAUUUCAUCAGCAUUUCAAGUUAUUUUCCACCAUGAGAGGCAAAAGUCAUAAUAAAAUUGUAAUCAGUAAUUCCAACUGAGAAACCCCAGAAUCGAUGCCACACUGAAAAAAUAGCUUCACCAUAAUCAGUAUGUAAACUAAUUUAUAAUGAGUGUUAAGUUUGUUAUCAAAAAAAAUCACUAACUUACCCCGGCUUGCUUAAGGAAAGUAGAAGUGCUGCAUGAAGUUGGUUUAUUAUUCUGUAGCUCAUUCAUUAACAAGUAUUUUCUGCAGAGUAACAAAUCCUUUCUUUGUAAGUGUAGUUUUACUUCUAAAUUGGCAUAAAAUCUAAAUCUGAGAAACCUGAAUCAGUUUCAGAUUCACAACAGUACGUUCACACUACAUUUUGUUGUAUGAUGUUCCAUUACAUUUUUCAGACAGUGGGAUUACAUGGCAACACCAGUCCAUUACCUCCUCCAGAUUAUUUGUGCUUAAUGUACUUUUUCUUCUUAAAUACAGGAUCAUUCAUUUAUGUAAGAAAAACAACAGCUUUGUGUUGGUUAUGAUCAUUGUUAGUCUGUUUUUUUUUUUUUUCUUCCUCUUGUGAUCAUUGUCAUGCAAAUCCAUUUGGUGUGAAAAGCAACAUGUUUUAGGAUCUUGUGAAGGUCAAGCGGGUUAGCUGUGUUGGAUGUAUACAUGAAAGCAAAGUCCCCAUUUUCUUAAGUCAGUGCAACAAUUAAAAUAAUUUUCCCAUAAAAAUAAAUUUUUUUGGUGUGUCGGCCAUGCUCAAA